CACUGAGGAAAGGUAUAAUAUAUGGAAAAUAUGCAUCUAAGGCGAGUUAGAACUAUGCCCCGUCACAGCCAGUCCCUGACCAUGGCACCUUACUCAUCCGUGAGCCUAGUGGAACAGCUGGAAGAUAGGAUCCUCUGCCAUGAGAAAACCACCGCCGCCCUCGUGGAGCACGCCUUCCGGAUUAAAGACGACAUUGUCAACAGUCUGCAGAAAAUGCAAAACAAAGGAGGAGGUGACCGCUUGGCCAGGCUUUUCUUGGAGGAGCACAUCAGGAACAUAACUGCCAUAGUGAAGCAACUAAAUCGGGACAUCGAGGUACUCCAGGAGCAGAUCCGUGCCAGGGACAACAUUAGCUAUGGAACUAAUUCUGCCUUAAAGACCCUGGAGAUGCGUCAGCUCUCUGGUUUGGGAGAUCUUCGAGGAAGAGUGGCAAGAUGUGAUGCCAGCAUCGCCAGGCUCUCUGCAGAGCACAAAACGACCUAUGAGGGGCUCCAGCACUUGAACAAAGAACAGCAAGCUGCCAAACUCAUCCUGGAGACAAAAAUCAAAGAUGCAGAGGGACAGAUUUCUCAGCUUCUGAACAGAGUGGACUUGUCCAUAUCAGAGCAGAGCACCAAACUGAAGAUGUCCCACAGAGACAGUAACCACCAGCUUCAGCUCUUGGACACUAAUGCUGAGUACUUGAAAAAGGGAGCCAAUGAAAGGGACAUGGAGAAGAAGCUCGGCCAGAUGUCAGCCAGGCUUGACAAAAUAGAAGAGGGUCAAAAGAGGACGAGUGAUGGACAGAGAACAAAGCAAGACGAGGAGAAGAUACACGGGCGGAUCACCAAGCUGGAGUUGCAGAUGAACCAGAACUUAAAGGAAAUGAAAGCAGAAAUUAAUGCGGGGUUUACAGCCAUCUAUGAGAGCAUAGGAUCCCUCAGGCAAGUGCUGGAAGCCAAGAUGAAGCUGGACAAGGACCAGCUACAGAAGCAAAUCCAACAAAUGCAGAAGCCGGAGGCUCCUGUGUGAAGGGGAAUGAGGACCUAAAAGAAGGUUUUGCCAGUGGGGCUUGGAGCGCAAUCCCUGUGUAGCCAGGCCAUUGCUGCAUCCAGGAUUGUUCCAUCCAUGGCGUGCAUGUGCCAAGAAAUGUGUUUUCAUGGGUCUAAAUGUUUACCUUAAGUCUUGAAAACACUCUUUCUUCAAAAGUACUCAGUACAAUUUUGACCACUUUAUUUCACUUUUCUAAAUUCAAUGGAAUUAUCCCCCAUGGAUUUCGAAAGGCUUUUUUUCUCUUUCAUUUUAUGAAUGAAAAGACUUAACAAUUUCGCUUCAAUGCUUGAUGCUCUAGCCAAGACGGUUUAGGAUUUUGAAAAAUGCCAUGGUGAUUUUGAAUUAAGAAACUAAUGAGUUGUCCCAGGAAUGUGUCGCUCCUCACCCUAGAUGAAGAGAAUGUCCUGACAGAUUAGAAUUCAACCUUUGAGUCCACAUUUGGAUUUUAUUAUUGUCGUCUAUGCAUUUCUUAUAUUGGUUAUCUUCCUGUAAACUUUCUGUCUUUUGUAAGGGGAAAGGAUUUCACACUUGGAAGAAACCCCACGAUUUAUGUAAUGAAAAUAACUUAAACAUUGAUAACUGCCAUAUAGAUUAAAAAAUCAAAUGGAAAGGCACAAUAUCUAUAUCAGCCACCUUGAGAUACUGAUUUUAAUAUUUAAAACUACUUUUGAAUUAUCUGCAACCUGUAUAGUGAUAGCCAUAUAUUUAAUAAUGGAUUGGUGGUUAAUAGUCUGUUUACUGCAGCACAAUUAAUUGUUCAUAUCGUUGAUCAUAAUAGAAUGUGAUAAUUUUUCAGACUUUUCUGAUCUCUCUAAAUGUUUCCAGCAUUGGCACAAAGUGCUAGAGUUUAUAUACACUUCUUGUAGCUGUACUCUUGUGCCUUGGUUUUAUCUUGUCAACGCACUGUACCCGAUCCGAGAUUUGAAGACAGCAUAGAAGGCGUGAUAACUCGUGAGAAUUAUGGUGUAAAAACGGGAUCCUCUGUAUUUUUUAAAUGUUCUAAAAAUUUUAUCGCUGUUCAGGCAUUAAUCAUUCAGUCUUACUGGUGGAAUAGAAAUUCAUACUUUUGUAUGGACAAAGAAUCAAGUUACUAUUGCAUUGAUAACACUGUCAAGAAACCUUCCUCCUGAGCAACUUUGUAGAUGAUGGGUGUUUUAUUUUCAAUCGCCAUAUUUGAUUAGUCAUUGACAGUUGGCACUCGUGCUGUGUUGUUCACUUGUGUAUGUGAAAACCGAUAGUGAGACACACCGUUCUAAACUGUGAGGGUGUCCCAGGAAAAAGAACAAACAGGAAUACUUUAAAAAUAAAAUAAAAUCUUUUUCUUUUGUUUGUCAAGGACUCAGGAAAAUAAAAGCAUUUUCUAUUUUUAGAAUAAAUCAUAAAUGAAACAUCGAACUGGCUAUUACUGUUUGCCCACAUCAACUAUGCUGCUAAAGUCCAUCCUAUUUUACUCUCCAUGGUUUGUCAAACAUUUUUUUUUAAACAUGAGAGAUUCAAUAAGCAAUCUGUCAUCCAACGCAUUUUUUUUAUUUUGUCGCAAAUCUCCCCUUAACAAAGAAAAGAGAGGGGAAUACUCUUUUGCAAUCAGAAAGCGAAUUUCUUUUUGCAAUAGAGCAACCUGUGAAGUUCUUCACAUUUAAGCACAAAGCCACGGCACAGAGAGCCAGAAGAAUCAGCCCAUCUGACACCUGGGAAGGGAGGGCCGGGAUGUCAGCCUGCCUCCGGCUGGGGGAAGCAGGUGACAAUGUGAGCAGGUGACUGCUGGACUUUCUCAGGUGCUUCUGACAAUGCCAGCCCCAGGCAAUGAGCCACCACAGGGGUUCUCCACCUUGGCCACACAUGGGAAUCACCUGGAGGAGAUAAGAUAACUAUCAGUGCCCAUCUGCCCCCCAGACCCCUUAAGUCAGAACAUCGGGGUAGCAGGUGGCAGGCAGCAGUCCUAUCCGAGGCCCUGGGUGUUUCAGUGUGCAGCCAAGGUGGGAGCCGGCAGCCACAGCGCAGUACUCUGCUCACCAAACUACCAAAGUUUAAAUGAGAAUCAGCUUCCAUGUUCUUUUCUUUACCAGAAAUUUGCAAUAAAAAAAUAAA
This is a messenger RNA of Otolemur garnettii (small-eared galago), 3120 nucleotides long. It is a transcript of the gene FAM81A, whose product is annotated as family with sequence similarity 81 member A. The coding region runs from base 22 to 1011 and encodes 329 amino acids. The transcript has 8 exons. NCBI's taxonomy places the organism in Eukaryota, Metazoa, Chordata, Mammalia, Primates, Galagidae. The record is from RefSeq and is a predicted model, not a curated record.